Alosa alosa (allis shad) is the source of this 3285-nucleotide messenger RNA. RefSeq names its product transmembrane protein 243, mitochondrial b (gene tmem243b). The transcript is spliced from 6 exons. The coding region runs from base 2309 to 2683 and encodes 124 amino acids. The record is from RefSeq and is a predicted model, not a curated record. NCBI's taxonomy places the organism in Eukaryota, Metazoa, Chordata, Actinopteri, Clupeiformes, Clupeidae.
UAAUUUAACGCUCAGCAUACUGCUCUGUCGAGAUGAGGGCCCGUGUGUAUGUGGUGUUGGAUUGUAUUGUUUUUGCAUGUGUAUAAUUUAAACAAUACAGCGAACAAUAAUCUGCAUGUAGAACAUCCAUAUAGUACCGGGUGCGUGUUGCAACAUAAAAGUGUGUGUAGGUGGCUUUCCCCUAUUAGCUUGUGUGACUUUAUAAAUGAUUUGAUGGUGAAAUUAAUUUAUGUCUUUAGAUGAGUCACUUAGUUCUGAUCAGGCCUUUGAAGUGGUUGAUGUUUCAUGAUGUUUCAUGUCUGGUGAUUCUGGCUAUUAGGCCUAUAUUUUUAGAACUUUUAGUGGUCUUCUUUUCCUGGUGUUUUGUUCUGGCAGUCAUAUACUGUAGCUAUUAGAUGCAGCAUGAGGUCUACUUGCCUGUUGUGGAUUUUAACACUAGUCAGAUUAUCCAUGUUUUUACAAAUAGAGCCUCUCUGGCAAACUAAUGAGGGUUGUAUCAUUCCCAUUUGAACAAGCCUCUUGGCAGAGAACUUGAAAGGGUGGAGUCCUUUCCUCUCACUGGCUCUCCCACUGAAAUGUAUUCUCCGGAGUGUUUCUUGUGACCACACAUGCCAGUAGAGCGAGAGGAAGUGUGACGUCUGUCCUCUGUCUUGGGUAGAGGGGGAAUCUGCUGAGGGUAGCAAUAAAGAGCAUAUCAGCGAUGUAUGAUUGCGUCUUCAGCUGCGUACACGGUUUAGCUUAUAUAAAUCAGACAAACUUGCUGAGUAUACCUUUCCGCAUUUCUUGAAAAAAAUACAGCAGAAUGCCAAAUACCUCAUUGAGCAGCUCGAGUCAUAGUUUUACUGCCUAAAAAAGUAUGCAAUAUUAAUCUGGAUUGGGAAAUAGAGGAUUUUGAAUUUAUCUUGCAUUCAUGUUUGAUUUUUAUAUUCAAGUUUGAAAACUAGUUAUGUACUGACUAAGGUUGCUGACAGUCAAAACUCUCACAUUUAGGCCAAUUCAGCAGGUCGGGCAUCACGCUUGGAUGACUCCUUUUCAUUUGCAUAUUGUUUCAGAGUGCACCCCAGGAAAUUUGAUGCUUCCAUUAGCGAAAAUUACUCUUUAUCUAAUGAUGUUAGAUUAGUCAGUGAAGAAGCAAGUGUUCUAAGGAUUAGCAGAGUUUGCCUUUAAAGCAACACCAUGGUUACUGAGCAGGUUAGAUAACUUAGAUAGAUAGAAACUUAAUUAGGUUAUUGACAAUGAAUGUCUUAAAGGUGACAUAGAAUGAUUGAACAGGGUAUUUAUCCUUGUUCUGUGAUGACAUAUAGACUACAACAUUUUGGGUGGGUCUGUAAUGCCGUAGAAGCUUCCUAAAAGCCUCUCUCAGAAAGCUAUGUUAGGGUGGGGAUUUUGCACCUAUUUGGCGUCCUUUCGGGCUUAACUGGCAACCCUAUUACGAAUAUGCGCUAUGGCCCGUUCACAGAUUCAGCCUCAUACUCUAGGCUAAUGCAUAUGCUGGGAGACUGUCUGGGUCUUAGGCUAACGGUAGCCUACCGUUCGAGCAGAACGAACCGUUUCAACUAGGCCUAUUUAAUAUGAGCAUCAAAACAAACAGUCUUAGGACAGAAGUUGGAAUGCAAACGUUCCAAAUGCCAUGGUCUUAAUGUGACCAUGGCAACAACUGAUUCAGCUGAAGCUUGGCCAGUGGAAGUUUGAUGCCAAGUGUUCUAACCACGCCUCCACAUUUGACGUGUUCGGGUUCUAACCACGCCUCCACAUUUGACGUGUUCGGGUUCUAACCACGCCUCCACAUUUGACGAGUUUGGAGUGACACACAAACGAGAAGGGCACUAGCCUACAUACACUUGACCAUCAUUGAGCCCUCUCCCCCAAUAAAAGCUUACUAUAUAUCGCUACUGUAAGACCGCCAAUGCAAUCACUUUAGACCAACCUUCUUAGUGUAGGCUAGGUGUUGAAAUUAGAUUGACCACUGUCCUCUCCUCACUCACUAGGUGCUUGUGUGGAAGCUGUGUUCGCAUUUCCAUAGAGAGAGCAAAUGUAGAAUGCUGCCGGUAAUAAAAAGUUUGCACACCGCUUGCACAGCCUGAACCUCGGAACUUGGCGAACACUUCUGCAAUCUGCUUGCUCUAUGGGAGGGGCAGGUGUGUGCAAAGAGAGCCCCCAUUAGAGCGUAUGCUGCUGCUGAGGGCCUGUGGGAGCUGCUAGCAUGCAGUGCUGGCCUCCACUCAGUAGGGGGCGCCACAGCUGCUGAGAAACGAGCCGGACGGAAGAGCCUGUGGAGGGGGCCCCAGGGGCGGGGGAGGGGCCAGGCAUGGACGACUUCACCACACGCACCUACGGCACCAGCGGCCUGGACAACAGGCCUCUGUUCGGAGAGACCUCCGCCAGGGAUAGAAUCAUCAAUUUAGUCGUUGGUGUGCUUACGACCCUACUUGUGUUGAUCACGGUCAUCAGCUCCUUCGUGGUUCCCCUGCCCCCCAAGCCCAUCAACAUCUUCUGUGCAGUGUGUGUUCUGCUGCUGUGUGGCUCCGUCCUGGUGCUGAUCUUCUGGUACCGGCAGGGGGACCUGGAGCCAAAGUUCCGUAAGCUGAUCUACUACAUGCUGAUCUCCAUCGCCCUGCUGUGCGUCUGUGCCAACCUCUACUUCCACGACGUGGGCCGAGGCCAACCCGCGUCUGCCUUAUGAACCUCGCCCCCACCUCCGUGGAGCCCUGCUGCACGGGGAUUGGUCCGCUGUGCCCGACAGAAUCCACCCCUUACUCCAAACAUGGACUCUAGUGGGAUCUAGAACUUGGGUCCAAAACAAAAAGGUUCUAUGUGGUGUUAAAGAGGCCAGUUAGCCUUUUGGCGUUCUUUCUGAAAGACUUUUUUUAUACCCAUUUAAGAACUCUGCACAUUAGCUAAUUAUGCAAAUGAAGAAUAGGCUGUAGCACUGUGGGAGGCGUGCAGCUGCUUGUAGACCAAAUGCCAAGUCAACCGACCGCCACAAUAGUCCAUUUAAAAGCCAUGUCCAUUAUGUGGAAAAAAUGAAGGUUUAUGCAAAUGUACAUUCCAAACUGAGAUUAGUUUGACUGCCUGUUUUUCGUAUGUCUGUUUGUUUUUAAUGAACUUAGACAUUCCCGUAAAGCACUUGUUGGGUGGUGUUAAACCGCCGCACACAAAACACCACCGAUUGUUCUACCACAACCACAUCAGAAGUCUUACUAAGGGAGGCUUGGCGAUGAUUGUCUUUUCAGACAUUGAAAAUGUAAUUUUCUUUUCUGUAAUAAAUGGAAAAGUGACACCUUC